UAUAAUCCACCAUUCCCCACUCUCUUUUUUUCUCUCUCCUACUACUACAACUUUCAUCUACUGUAAAACAUUGUUUUCUCCUUCCUUCUCUAGACCAAAAUUUUUUUUCUUAUAAAAAUGGUGGAUGAGUUUAUGGUAUGCGUGGAUAGGAUCAUAAUAACAACAACAUGUUUUGGAGAUUCACAACAAAGUCUUUUGACUAAUGUUGUUGAUGGUACAACAAAUGAUACAAAUUUGAAUGUUGCAAAAACAGUUCAUAAUAUUAAGAAUAAUAGUGUUAAUGGUGAGGGUUGUUCAAAGGGCAGUGUUGUUAGAGAGUGUAGAAUUUGUCAAGAAGAAGAUGAAGAAAAUGAUAUGGAAACUCCUUGUGCUUGCAAUGGAACACUCAAGUUUGCUCAUAGGAAAUGUAUUCAGAGAUGGUGCAACAAAAAAGGAGACAUCACCUGUGAAAUCUGUAACAAGGUCUUUUCACCAAAUUAUACCCUUCCACCUGCAAGGAGCAACCCUGAUGUAAUGGCAAUUGAUAUCAGGCAAGCAUGGGGACCAGGCAUGGAUAUUAGAAAUCCUCAUUUUCUAGCUUUUGCUGCAGCUGAGCGUGAAUUCCUGCAAUCAGAGUAUGAUGAUUAUGCUAUUGCUAGCAGUGGGAGUCUAGUUUGUUUCCGCUAUGUUGCAAUUAUUUUGAUGCUACUCUUGCUGAUACGCCAAACCUUGAUGGUCACAAGGGACUUCGCUAUGGUGCAAGACUCAUCUUCAUUCUUCAAUUUUCAGAUUUCACUUCUUCAGCUGGCAGCUUUCCUCCUCCCUUGUUAUGUAAUGGCUCGGACAUGGUACAUGAUACAAUGCCGAAGGAGGAGGCAGGGUUAAGAUGGAGCCGUGUUUGGUAGCAUGCCCUUUGCAGCCUUUGUCUCUCUGAUGUCUCUUAUGGGCGACAAUGCUGCUGUACAUCAACCUCUCUUUCGACAGAUACCUGUAUUUAUCUUCCAAGGUGCAAUGUUAAGUUAGCACUUUGGUUCUGCAAAUCGCCUUAGCUCUUUGAGCUCUACAUAUAAGCUCUGCCUUAGUUUCUCCUUAGCCGUGAACUCGUAAGCAAAUGUAAAUGUGACGAUUUGAGUUCGCAGGCUGUUUUUAUCACCAUGUUCUGUAAUCUAAGUUAUUGGAUGUCAUCAAAACAAUUGGCAAUCCAUUUGAAAUUUCUAAUGGAACAGUAAGAGUUAUCUGCA
Lycium ferocissimum is the source of this 1220-nucleotide messenger RNA. RefSeq lists its product as uncharacterized. The transcript is spliced from 7 exons. Bases 118 to 864 code for a protein of 248 amino acids. The record is from RefSeq and is a predicted model, not a curated record. Gene Ontology annotation, molecular function: ubiquitin-protein transferase activity; zinc ion binding. Gene Ontology annotation, biological process: protein ubiquitination. Lineage: Eukaryota; Viridiplantae; Streptophyta; Magnoliopsida; Solanales; Solanaceae. Gene Ontology annotation, cellular component: membrane.